GGUUUUUGAAUAUACGUUAGAUGAGUAAAACCAUGACCGUUUCAGUAAAGGGAGUCAUUCAACACGGAAGACUCAGUUUGGUUUGCUGUUAAUUUCUUCCUUUUAGAUCUGCUUCAUUUUCACUUCUUAUUCACGAUCUCGAAGAAACUGAGAACCCACAGCCAAACAAGUCACAACACUCUUUUUUACUGCACCGACGAUUAUUAUUUUCACCGAUCCGACACUUCUCCUUUACAGGUGCCAUUAGUGUAUCAUGUGCUAUGCUUAUGAGACUUAUCUACUGUACGAUGAUGGUCAAUGAGCUUUUCAUGUACAUUGCAAGAAUGGACUAGAAAACUCUGGCGUGAAGAGUAACUUUGCUUAGAACUUGUAAUCUCUGCAAGGAUGGUGCUCAACAAAGUUACAGAAAUUGUUUCCGCUGCAGUGGCUCGUAUCUCGACCCCAAAGACGUCUAACACUCCAUAUCCAUCAUCGGCGUUACCACCCCUUCCAGGUUCACUUAAUGUUCCCAGCUUAGAUCAGAAGAACAAGUUGAGACUUUCCUCAUCCCUUCAAGAUCUUGCUGCAUACCGGCGGCUUGAUCUGGAAGAUGGCGGUCCUAACCCUGAAAUAGAGAGAGGUUCAACUAAUUUAAAACGGCUAAACUUCCAGAGAGAAAAUUUGGGUACAAGCUUCUCGAAGGUGAAGGGGACACCGGCAGUCACUUCUGCACGGACAAAAUGGAGACGAGUUAUCUUAGUUCUCCUGUGCUUGCUAUUGGUUGCAUUUCUCCUAUAUGUGUUGUUUUUCCAUUUUAACUUAUUCCAUGGAGAGUCAAAGUAUUAUGUUGUGCUUGAUUGUGGUAGCACCGGGACUCGUGUUUAUGUAUAUCAAGCGUCUCCUAACUAUAAAAAGGAUAAUGACCUCCCUAUUAUAUUGAGAUCACUGCCAGAGGGUUUCAAAAGAAACUCAAAAUUACAGAGUGGACGGGCUUACAAUAGAAUGGAGACAGAACCCGGAUUUGACAAGUUGGUGCACAACACAUCUGGCUUGAAAAAAGCAAUCAAGCCACUAAUUAGAUGGGCAGAGAAGCAAAUCCCUAAGCAUGCACAUAAAACUACUUAUCUCCAUCUUUAUGCUACGGCUGGGGUCCGCAGGCUGCCAAAAUCAGACUCAGAAUGGCUUCUUAACAAUGCUUGGUCCAUUCUGAAAAGUUCGCCUUUUUUAUGCAAGAGAGAAUGGGUCAAAACUAUCACUGGCAUGGAGGAAGCCUAUUAUGGAUGGAUAGCUAUGAAUCAUCAUACUGGUAUAUUGGGGACAAAACCUAAAAAGGGAACAUUUGGUGCACUUGACUUAGGUGGCUCAUCACUGCAGGUUACUUUUGAGAGCAAGGAAAAUCUCCCUGAUGAAACCAGCUUAGAGCUGAAUAUUGGUGCCGUUAAUCAUCAUCUCACUGCUUAUUCCUUAGAAGGAUAUGGCCUGAAUGAUGCUUUUGACAAGUCUGUAGUUCAUCUUCUCAAGAGGCUUCCCAAGAUCAGUGAUGUAGAUCUCGCCAGUGGAAACAUUGAGAUCAAGCAUCCGUGCCUGAAUUCUGGUUACAAAGAGCAAUAUAUCUGUACUCAUUGUACUUCCCUAUACCAAGAAGGCGGUAGUCCUUCCACUGGUAGAGAAGUUAAAGGUAGAGGUGGAAAGCCUGGAGUUCGCGUUCAGCUUGUCGGAGCUCCAAAAUGGGAGGAAUGCAAUUCACUUGCAAAAUUUGCUGUUAAUUUUUCUGAAUGGUCUAACAAAAGUUCAGGAAUUGAUUGUGAGUUGCAGCCCUGUGCUCUUGCAGAAAAUCUUCCUCAUCCUUUUGGCCAGUUCUAUGCUAUGUCUGGUUUCUACGUGGUAUAUCGUUUUUUCAACUUGACCCCUGAUGCUGCCCUGGAUGAUGUAUUAGAAAAGGGUCAUGAAUUUUGUGAUAAGACUUGGGAUAUUGCAAAGACUAGUGUCGCACCUCAGCCUUUCAUAGAACAGUAUUGCUUCAGGGCACCAUACAUUGUCUUUUUGUUGAGAGAAGGCUUGCACAUUACUGACAGGCAGGUAACCAUUGCUUCCGGAAGUAUUACUUGGACACUUGGUGUUGCGCUGUUGGAAGCUGGAAAGACAGUUUCAACUGGGGUGGAACUUAUUAGUUCCAAGCUAUUUCUCAUGAAGAUGCACCCAGUUAUUCUUUUUGCUAUUUUGUUUGCUUCAUUAGCUGCACUUCUUUGUGCAUUAUCAUGUGUUAGCAAGUGGAUGCCCAGGUUCCUCCGUAGGGCAUAUCUUCCUCUUUUCAGGAAUAAUAGUGCUGCAUCCACAUCUAUAAUCAACAUUCCAGCACCUUUCAAUUUCAGACGGUGGAGUCCUGUUAUUACAGGCGAAGCAAGAGUGAAAAUGCCACUCAGCCCAACAAUUGCUAAUACUCAACAGAGACCAUUUGACACUGGGCAUGGUUUUGGUGGCAACGGUAUCCAGCUUGGUGAAUCUUCCUUAUACUCAUCGUCUAGUAGUGUAGCACAUAGUUUUUCAUCAGGUAGCUUGGGGCAGAUGCAAUUUGAAAGUAGUACCACGGGUUCCUUCUGGUCGCCACAUAGAAGCCAACAACGUCUACAGAGCAGGAGAUCUCAAUCACGAGAAGAUCUUGUUUCUUCGCUGGCUGAAGUUCCCUUGCCAAAGGUCUAAAUCUUAUUGGUCAUAUUUCAUUCGGAAGAGAAAAUCAUGGGGCUGAUGAUUUCUAAUGGCUCAUUAGCCAAAUUGCAAAUAACCAUCGGCUGUGAAUCUCAUGACAUAUGCCUGUCCAAUGUUCUCCUUUAGAGGCACGAUACUCAAGACUUGUGGAAAGCUUAUUCAUCCGACAUUGCAUAACAUAGAUUCAUAACACGGAUAUUAUCAGUCAAGAGAAGUCUGGCAUCAUUAAUUGAGGCAGCUGUGCAGAACUGCAGAAUAACUUUUUAUUAUGUGGAGCUUGACAAAGAUAUUCAUCCUGUGAAUAUUAGGUAUUCGACUGCCAUUCCAAUUUGAUAGUCCAAGUUUCACAUGAUCGGAUGGGAGCGAUGCAAUUGCAUCUUGCAGAAACCACUGGUGGAGGUUCUCUAAUGCGAAUGAGGUUGACAGCUUGUAAAUGGUCAAAUUGGUAGACCUCAGGUUAGGUUAGCUCGAGAUUUUGGUAACGCAUUCUCUUGUGAUACUUAACACGUUAUACGAUCCCUUGAUUCUUUCAUACUACCGAUUAUUCUAAUGUACUGUUAUUUACAGAAUCCAACAUUUUCAGAAACUACAAUUUAAGCCUAAUGUUUGGUAGAAUA
This is a messenger RNA of Lycium ferocissimum, 3302 nucleotides long. RefSeq names its product probable apyrase 7. The record is from RefSeq and is a predicted model, not a curated record. The transcript has 3 exons. Gene Ontology annotation, molecular function: nucleoside diphosphate phosphatase activity. Gene Ontology annotation, cellular component: membrane. Gene Ontology annotation, biological process: nucleoside diphosphate catabolic process. The coding region runs from base 385 to 2679 and encodes 764 amino acids. NCBI's taxonomy places the organism in Eukaryota, Viridiplantae, Streptophyta, Magnoliopsida, Solanales, Solanaceae.